UUUUUUUAUGAGAAGAAAGAAGCUUUGCACGUAUGGAUGUUAAUGGCUACGAUUCUCUCACCGUCGUCUCCUCUUCCUCUUCCAUUAUCGACUCCUUCGUCUUCGUCUUCUUCUUCUUGUUCUUCUUCUCUCUCAAGUUUCUCGCUCUCUCCAUUAAAGCACAGACCUCGCCAUAGCCACAACCAUGUCUUCUUCUCAGCCUCUCAAACCCAAUCCCUCGCAUGUUUGGAACCGUUUAGCAUCAAACAACAACGACAACAGCAACAACAACAAAAACCACUUUUCGAUUCGGAGUUGUUCGAGAAUUGCUCAUCUUUAUCCAAUUUCGUGGAAUUCGACGUCGACGGUUUGCUACAUUUGCUGCAGCUUUCGGUUCGUUACAACGAUGUCGAGCUCGCCAAGGCGGUUCAUGCUUCUGUCGUUAAGCUCGGAGAAGAUGUUUACUUGGGAAACUCUCUCAUUUCAGCUUAUCUCAAGCUCGGUUUCGUCUCCGAAGCGUACGAGGUUUUCAUGGCCAUGGCUUCCCCUGAUUUGGUGUCUUACACUGCUAUGAUUUCUGGAUUUUCCAAGUCCGGUCGUGAAGACGAAGCCGUGGAGCUUUUCUUUCGGAUGAGGAGGCUUGGGAUUGAGCCUAAUGAGUACGGCUUCGUCGCGAUUUUGACAGCUUGUAUUAGGGUUCUGGAGUUGGAAUUUGGUAGUCAAGUUCAUGCCUUGGUCAUCAAGUUGGGAUUUUUGGAUUGCGUCUUCGUUGGGAAUGCUCUGUUGGGAGUGUAUGGGAAAUGUGGGUGUCUGGAUUUUGCACUCAAGAUGUUCGACGAAAUGCCGCAGAGAGAUCUUGCGUCUUGGAACUCUGCUAUUUCCAGUGCUGUGAAGAUGGGAUUGUAUGGUGAAGCCUUGGAGUUGUUUUGUGAGAUGCAGAGAAGUGAUGGAUUUCGAGUUGAUUUCUUUACGGUUUCGACUCUAUUGACUGCCUGUGCAGGCUGUAAUGCUUUGGCACAAGGCAAAGAAGUUCAUGCUCAUGCUCUAAAAUGUGGAUUGGAAAGUAAUUUAAGUGUUGGCAAUUCACUCAUUGGGUUCUAUACUAAGUGUGGGGGUGUAGAGGAUGUGAAGGCUUUGUUUUUGAAAAUGCCAGUUAGAGAUGUGAUAACAUGGACUGAGAUGAUUACGGCGUACAUGGAAUUCGGGUUGGUUGAUUCGGCUUUGGAGGCAUUUGCGAAAAUGUCAGAGAGGAAUUCAAUUUCCUGUAAUGCCCUUUUGGCUGGAUUUUGUAAGAAUGGCGAAGGUUUGAGGGCAUUGGAAUUGUUUGUAGGUGUGGUAAGGGGGCGUAUGGAGUUGUCGGAUUUCACGUUGACUAGUGCUGUUAAUGCUUGUGGCUUGCUUGGGGAUAAGAAAGUUAGUGAGCAGAUUCAUGGGUUCGUUCUUAAGUCUGGUUGUGGGUCAAAUUCGUGUAUAGAAUCAGCAUUGCUUGAUAUGUGUACAAGGUGUGGUAGGAUGCCAGAUGCGGAGAAGUUGUUUCUUCAGUGGCCAAUUGAUUGGGAUGUUUCUGUAGUAUUGACGUCGAUGAUAUGCGGGUAUGCUAGAAAUGGGCGACUGGAGGAUGCGGUUUAUCUUUUCGUCAUGAGUCAAUUGGAAGGAACGAUGGUUUUGGACGAAGUCGCCUUAACUUCAGUGCUUGGUAUUUGCGGAAGUCUAGCUUUCCACGAAAUGGGAAAGCAAAUCCACUGUUAUGCUCUUAAAUCUGGCUUUUCAAGUGAUUUAGGGGUAGGAAAUGCUAUGGUUAGCAUGUAUGCCAAGUGUUGGAACAUGGAGGAUGCUGUUAACGUAUUCGAUUCAUUGGCUGCACGCGAUGUAGUUUCGUGGAAUGGUCUAAUUGCUGGGCAUCUUCUCCACAGACAGGGUGAUAAAGCCUUAGCCGUGUGGUCAGAAAUGAAGAAUGCAGGCAUAAAACCGGACAAUGUCACCUUUACUUUGGUCAUUUCAGCUUAUAGACACACUAACUUCAACUUAGUUAAGGAUUGCCGUAGCUUUUAUUACUCAUUGGAUUUGGAUUACGGUAUUGAGCCGACGUCAGAGCAUUUGGCCUCGUUUGUUGGAGUUUUGGGUUAUUGGGGUCUAUUGGAAGAAGCAGAGGAAAUGGUUUAUAAGCUUCCAUUUGAGCCAGAGGCUUCAGUUUUGCGAGCUUUGCUCGACAGCAGUAGAAUCCGUUUGAACACAGCUAUUGGAAAAAGGGUUGCGAAGCGCAUACUUGCAAUGCAGCCAAAAGAUCUUUCUAGCUACAUACUUGUUUCAAAUCUGUAUUCUGCCUCUGGGAGAUGGCAUUGCGCCGAAACAGUGAGAGAGGAUAUGAGAGAAAAGGGGUUCAAAAAGCACCCGGGUCAGAGUUGGAUUGUUCAUGAGAACAAGAUCCAUGCAUUCUAUGCAAGGGACAAGUCCCAUCCCCAAGCAAAAGACAUAUACAGUGCACUAGAAAUUCUCAUCUUAGAAUGCCUGAAAGCCGGUUAUGUGCCGGACACAAGCUUUGUUCUUCAUGAAGUAGAGGAGCAGCAGAAGAAGAAUUUCUUGUUCUAUCACAGCGCAAAACUUGCGGCGACCUACGGAGUUCUAACGGCCAAGCCAGGAAAACCUGUUAGAAUAGUUAAGAAUAUUGCAUUGUGUGGGGACUGCCAUACAUUUUUUAAGUACGUCUCAAUUGUGACUAGGAGAGAUAUAUUUCUUAGGGACACUUCUGGUUUUCACUGCUUUUCAAGUGGACAGUGCUCAUGCAAAGAUUACUGGUGAUAGUCAGGUCUUCUGUGCAUUCUAGAACCAUUGUAACAUUUGUAUCUAAACUGUAAUUUUCAA
Morus notabilis is the source of this 2841-nucleotide messenger RNA. RefSeq names its product pentatricopeptide repeat-containing protein At5g03800. Gene Ontology annotation, molecular function: zinc ion binding; RNA binding; protein binding. Gene Ontology annotation, biological process: RNA modification. Lineage: Eukaryota; Viridiplantae; Streptophyta; Magnoliopsida; Rosales; Moraceae. Bases 37 to 2778 code for a protein of 913 amino acids. The record is from RefSeq and is a predicted model, not a curated record. The transcript has a single exon.